GACAUGAUGUCAUCCAACAGUCGUGAGGUUCUUCAUGGUUUUUUAUGAUCAUUUUCAGACAAUCUGAGGAGAAACGUUUCCGUCUUUCUUCCUGUCAGUCAUUCCUCUACCUACAGAGAUUCCUUCAGUUCUUUGGAUGCUGCUCUGGUUCUGGUUCUGGUUCUGAUCUCCCGUUUCAGAUCCUGAUUCUGGUUCAGAAAAAUCAAACCCGGUUUCUUCACUGAUGUUGGCUUUCUGGACAUUCUUCCAUCAGGAACGUUUGCGGGUUUUGGUUCUGAUCAGAGAGAGUGUGGUGAAAUCCUUGAAAAGUUCUGGUUUGUGGAGGACGGGCGGAUGUUGGUGCCGAGGAGGGAGGAGCAGGAGGAGGAGCAGCAGAGCUGAGAUUCUCAGCCUUCGUUCGGCUCAGAAGGAGGUUUUUCCUCCGAACAAUCUGACGGCAUGACAACAGCUUCCUGAGGCGCUCGCUCGCCCCCCGCUCAGUUUCCACGGUGACGACAUCCCCAUCCUCCUCCUCCUCCUCCUCCUCUGCUGUGCUCGUCCUCCAUCUCUGUGUCCAGCUGCUGUCGGCUUUCGCGCGAUCAGGAUGGGAGAUAAAGGAACCAGGGUCUUCAAGAAAGCCAGUCCCAAUGGAAAGCUCACUGUUUAUCUGGGGAAGAGAGACUUUGUGGACCAUGUGGACUUCGUAGAUCCUGUCGACGGUGUCAUUCUCAUCGACCCGGAGUACCUGAAGGAGAGGAAAGUCUUUGUCACCCUGACCUGUGCCUUCCGUUACGGUCGGGAGGACUUGGACGUCCUGGGUCUGACGUUUCGGAAAGACCUUUUUUUGGCAAACAUUCAAGCAUUUCCUCCACUUCCUGAGGAAAAGAAGAGUCUGACGCGUCUUCAGGAACGCCUGAUCAAAAAACUGGGAGAACAUGCGUACCCGUUUAUCUUUGAGAUUCCUCUGAACCUGCCGUGCUCCGUGACCCUGCAGCCGGGACCUGAGGACACCGGGAAGGCCUGCGGGGUGGACUUCGAGGUGAAGGCUUUCUGUGCAGAGAAUGCUGAGGAAAAGAUCCACAAGAGGAAUUCGGUGCGUCUGGUGAUCAGGAAGGUCCAGUACGCUCCGGAGAAACCCGGGCCUCAGCCCACGGCGGAGACCACGCGGCAGUUUUUGAUGUCAGACAAGCCGCUGCACUUGGAGGCCUCCCUGGAUAAGGAGAUUUACUAUCAUGGGGAACCCAUCAGUGUCAAUGUGCAUGUGACCAACAACACCAACAAGACGGUUAAGAGGAUGAAGAUCUCAGUGCGACAGCAUGCAGACAUCUGCCUGUUCAACACAGCGCAGUACAAAUGUCCAGUGGCCGUCGAAGAGUCAGAUGACGUGGUUGCUCCCAGCUCCACCUUCUGCAAAGUCUUCACGCUCACGCCGUUCCUGGCCAACAACCAGGAGAAGCGUGGCCUUGCAUUGGAUGGGAAGCUAAAGCACGAGGACACGAACCUGGCGUCCAGCACCCUUCUGAGAGACGGAGCCAACAAAGAGAUCCUGGGCAUCCUCGUGUCCUACAAGGUCAAAGUGAAGCUGGUGGUGUCGCGCGGCGGGAUCCUUGGAGAUCUGGCUGCCAGCGACGUAUCUGUGGAGCUGCCCUUCACCCUGAUGCACCCGAAGCCGUUAGAGGAGUCCAUCUACAAAGACGCUCCAGAUGAGGCUCCGAUCGACACAAACCUGAUCCAGUUUGACACAAACGAUGAUGACAUCAUCUUCGAGGACUUUGCGCGGCAGCGGCUAACCGAAGCGAAGGAUGACGAGGACGAGGAGCCGGUGGACUCGCCCAAACUAGAGGACAGAUAAAGACAAGGAGGGCCGGGCGCCGCAGCGGUUGCGGCGUGGAGCUACCGGAGUUUCAUCCACAGUCGGGACACCUGGUGUUGGCGCCGUGUUCGUGUGUUGUCCUUGUCCGUCCUCUUCCUGCGUCCUGCAGGGCUGUAAAAAGCUAGAACCCCGCGGCCCGGUUUCCUGGCGGAGGAAACGCCAGGCUGGAGCUGUGGCCACGGCGGGAAGCAUGCUUCAACUCUCUCUCUUCAUUAAGGACCCAAAGGCAGUCGGGUGUCGUUGACUUUAGCUUCAGGAGGUUUUUGAUGCUGCCAGAACCGGAUGAUCUGGAGUUCUGCAGGACCAGUUGACCCGUGGAGACGUGCAUGAAGUGUUCCUGUAGUUCCUUUGAUCUGUUGUAUCAUGAAUAUUCCGUGUUUGUAAAACGUUCUGCACACAGACCAGAGUUCAGGUUAAAGAGCUAAAAAUAUGAGGUGAUGCAGGACCGGUUCUGUUCUGAUCCGUUUGGUUCCUGAAGUUCUUUUGAAAACCCACUCAAAGUUUUUUUGACAUUCCAGUUUUUCACACCUUAAAGUGAUGAAAAUCUUGGAUUUUCUGUUUCUUAACCCCAAACUGUUUGUGAUUGGAGGUCAUGUGACCUUCAGACUCACUUGGGGGUAAGAUGGCGGCCCAACUUGCUGCCUUGGAAACAAACGGCGGUCCGUUUCUAUGAACAGGUUUUUCAAUUAGCUCUCAAAAACAAAACAAUAAAGUUGUGAAAAAACA
Messenger RNA from Oryzias latipes (Japanese medaka), 2578 nucleotides. RefSeq names its product arrestin, beta 1 (gene arrb1). The record is from RefSeq and is a predicted model, not a curated record. Gene Ontology annotation, biological process: signal transduction; negative regulation of Notch signaling pathway; G protein-coupled receptor internalization. Gene Ontology annotation, cellular component: cytoplasm. Gene Ontology annotation, molecular function: G protein-coupled receptor binding. NCBI's taxonomy places the organism in Eukaryota, Metazoa, Chordata, Actinopteri, Beloniformes, Adrianichthyidae.